AUGUUUCGCCUUGUCUUACUCACUGUGGCAUCCAUCGCUGUCCGCCUCAUCAAGCCACAGUCCUUCAGACUUGACGGCUUCUCUCUGACAGCCUCUUCAUUCACCACCCUACAAUGGUAUCUCAAGUGGGCUUUGCCUAUGUGGGCUGUCGUCGACUUGAACUCGGCAUUGAAUCGCCUGGCUGCAAACAGGUGGGGCUGGAAAAGCGACAAAAGUCAGUGGGUUUGGGACAAAGAAGUCGCAGUUGUCACGGGGGGAUCAGGAGGAAUAGGAGCCUGUGUCGUCAAGAGGCUCGUGUCUGUCUCAGGGCGUCAAAGUCGCUGUCUUGGACGUCAGCCCUCUCGAGGCAUCUUUCACCACCGGGAUAACAUCCGUGAAGCAGCCCAUGCUAUCCGCUCUGACUUGGGAUGUCCCUCCAUCCUCAUCAACAAUGCAGGCAUUGGGAAUGCCUACACCAUUUUGGACGUGCCACCUGCGAGCCUUCAGAAGCUGUUUGACAUCAACCUUCUCAGCCAUUGGAGCACCGUGCAGGAGUUCCUUCCAGACAUGAUUGCAAAGAAAAAAGGCCACAUCAUGAGUGUCGCAAGUCUGGCCUCUUUCGUAGCCUUUGCAGGAGCUGUUGAUUACGCCUGCACCAAAGCCGCGCUUCUGGCCUUUCAUGAGGGUCUCACCCAGGAGAUCAAGCAUCGAUACAAGUGCCCUGAGAUCAAGACUAGCAUUGUCCACCCCAGCUGGACCAAGUCAGCAAUCACCUCUCACCCCACUCUCCAGGCCGGUCUGAAAAGCGUCGGCGCGAAGUUGCUGGAGCCGGAAGAUGUUGCUUCCGCCAUGGUCAAUCAGAUUCUCGCUGCCAAGAGUGGCCAGCUUGUCCUUGGCCCAGCCCUGACGAAGAGAAUACGCGCUCUGCCUCUUUGGCUGCAGGAAAUCCUUCGCGACACCCAGGCAAACAUAGUGACGGGAAAUGGCUCAACCGCUGAAGGCCAGUGGUCAGGAGCUUCGUCAAGUCUACAGCACUGCACUGUGCCUCGAAUUGGAGUGAAGGAACCCACGCCGCAUCAUAUCAACACAUGCAUCCAUUUCGUCAUAUUCAACUCCACGGCGAAACUAUGUGCCUUAGCCGCCGCGGCGGUUUCAAGUCGCGUGCGCCGGCUCAACGAUCACGAAGAUGGCACCUACAUUUGGACUCGUGUCAAGAUUAACAGUAAAUUGGAUGCGCCCCCACGCCCUCUGAAACAUGCGAUCAAUAUCUACCUUCUCCCCAGGCUUCUCGGAAUAUGCAAGGCAGCAAGGAUGAGCGCCACCACCGGGUUUAGGAACAUGCAGCCAUUACAGAAUGCCUAUGGUCUCCAUAUGGGAGGCAAGGCGUUGGAGCGUUAUAGUAUGCAGCGGUAG
Molecule: messenger RNA, 1392 nt
Organism: Plenodomus lingam JN3
Lineage: Eukaryota; Fungi; Ascomycota; Dothideomycetes; Pleosporales; Leptosphaeriaceae
Source: RefSeq, a predicted model, not a curated record